AUGACACUGACAAGUGAACUCGAUAUCGCGAGAUAUAAAGCUUCGGCGGUUCCAGAAUCUAACAUAUGGUUAAAUACACUUCCCUCUAAAACCAUUGGAUUGUUAUUGGACAACAAUACGUUUCGUAUUUCCAUCAGCUUACGCCUUGGAACAAACAUUUGCGUUCCUCAUACUUGCAUUUGUGGUACGCAAGUAGACAGCAGUGGAAUACACGGACUAUCUUGCUCGAUGAGCGCAGGUCGACAUUCUCGACACUCAUCUUUGAAUGAAAUAAUACAUCGUUCACUUGCAUCGGCAAAAUACCCUGCUAUGUUGGAACCUGUAGGCCUAAGACGUGACGACAAUAAACGUCCUGAUGGAAUGACCCUUGUGCCUUGGACCAAAGGACAAAUGCUAGUUUGGGAUGCCACAUGCACCGACAGUCUAGCACCAUCCCAUGUUAAUUUAUCAAGUAAAACGGGUGGUGCAGUAGCUGAAUCUGCGGCAGUAGAGACUUUGGGACCUUGGUGCAGAGAGGCUCGUAAUUUUGUGGAGUGUUUAGGAAAACGUAUUGCCAGUAUUACUGGAGAACCUCGAGCUACUAGUUAUUUAAGACAAAAAAUCAGUAUUGCUAUACAACGUGGCAAUGCGGCAAGUGUAAUGGGGACGCUUCCAACUGACUGGAUGGCUAAGGCCCAUUUGGUGAGUUUUCAGGUGAGUGACUUGAGGACGAAGAACCAUUUUAGCGGUUGGUGGUUGGUGGCUAGGGUGAUUCCCCUUCCACGUAGCCUCGGUGAGUACCCAUACCACAGAGAGGGCUUCGCGUUCCGUGGUGGAAUAAUUCCUCUCGGCGGAACUGACCAAGCGGCUGGCAUACUACACUGGUCGUUCGUCUGA
Messenger RNA from Photinus pyralis (common eastern firefly), 876 nucleotides. RefSeq lists its product as uncharacterized. The coding region runs from base 1 to 876 and encodes 291 amino acids. The record is from RefSeq and is a predicted model, not a curated record. NCBI's taxonomy places the organism in Eukaryota, Metazoa, Arthropoda, Insecta, Coleoptera, Lampyridae. The transcript is spliced from 3 exons.